Ectocarpus siliculosus is the source of this 1161-nucleotide messenger RNA. Lineage: Eukaryota; Phaeophyceae; Ectocarpales; Ectocarpaceae. The record is from the annotation of a GenBank genome assembly.
AUGGGCAGCCCCGAGAAGAAGGUGCCUGUUGAUCUUUCGAGGUGUAUCAGCUUGGACGACUUCCAACGACAAGCGAAGCCUAUCCUGGGGAAGGCUCUGUACGAGUACGUCGCUUCUGGCACGGACGAUGAGCAAACGCUAUCGGAGAACCGCCAAGCUUUCAAGCGCAUGUUCUUGCUGCCGCGCAUGAUGCGAGUCGUGUCCGACAUUGACCUGCGGCUCGAUGUUUUCGGGCAGCGGUUGUCGAUGCCGGUUUUCGUGUCGCCGGCCGGCGUGCACAAGCUCAUGCACCCCGAGGGGGAAUGCGCGACGGCGAGAGCUUGCGCUGAAGCCGGUACCCUCAUGGGGGUCUCCCAGCACGCCACGGUGUCGUUGGAAGAUGUGGCGGCCGCGGCUCCGCGGUGUGCCCGGUGGUUUCAGCUGUACAUCCUGAAGGACAGGGAAUUGACGGCCGGCAUAUUGCGGAGGUCCGAAAAAGCUGGCUACACGGCGAUUUGCCUGACGGUUGACAGCGUGAGAUUUGGGUCAAGAGAGGCAGACUGGCGCAAUAACUUCAACGGGCUCCCACCAGGAGUCACGUUGGCCAACUACCCGACGCAGGACGGCUAUAACGACAGGGUCAAGGACGCGUGGGACCAAAACACGGAGAAGCUGUUCGACGAAAGAGCUACCUGGUCGGACAUCGCUUGGUUGAAGUCGCUCACGUCGCUGCCGAUUCUGGUCAAGGGGAUUCUGACCGCCCAAGAUGCCGUUUCGGCUGUUGAAGCCGGCGCAAGCGGGGUAAUCGUUAGCAACCACGGGGGGCGCGCACUGGACGGAUCGUUGUCUUCGAUCGAGAGCCUCGCCCCGGUGGUCAAGGCGGUGCGGUCCGUCCCGACGGGUGCAAACGUCCCGAUAUUCUUGGACUCGGGCGUGCGCAGGGGAACCGAUGUCCUCAAAGCGCUGGCGCUAGGCGCGACAGCUGUACUUCUAGGGAGGCCCAUGUUUUUCUCACUGGCUGUGGGAGGGCAGGAGGGCGUCCAGAGAAUGUUGAGUAUCAUCAGGGACGAGCUGGAAGCCGCCAUGGCGCUCUGCGGGUGCCAGAGGCUGCAAGAUAUAACGAAGGACCUAGUGACGGACUUUCGAGAGGGUGGGAGCACCUUCCAUCGCCCUCGACUCUGA